This is a messenger RNA of Diospyros lotus (date-plum), 3303 nucleotides long. RefSeq names its product putative pentatricopeptide repeat-containing protein At1g19290. Gene Ontology annotation, molecular function: protein binding. The coding region runs from base 133 to 1755 and encodes 540 amino acids. The transcript has 3 exons. NCBI's taxonomy places the organism in Eukaryota, Viridiplantae, Streptophyta, Magnoliopsida, Ericales, Ebenaceae. The record is from RefSeq and is a predicted model, not a curated record.
AAACCCUACUUGUAUACCCGUCGCUCUUUCCGAAUACCGGACAAGAGGCGAACGGCGGACGCAACCGACCCGGAACUCUCCCGGCUUAUAAAGCUUUCCCGGGGAACAUUUUCCGGCGAACCAACACGGUCGAUGAGCAAAGCCACGGCGUCGAAGUCCAAGCAAGCAACUCUCUCAUUCCUCUUCCUCCGAAUCGAAUCGAUUCACACAUCACCGACCCUCCGAUGGAAGCCCCGGGACGAAUACAAGAUGACCCGCCCCGAAUUGCUCGACCGGAUCUGCCGUCUCCUCGUUCUCCGGCGUUUCAACGCCAUUUCCUAUCUCUCCUUCGACUUCUCCGACGACCUCGUCGACGCCGUCCUCCGGAAACUGCGGUUGAACCCUGACGCCUGUUUUGAGUUCUUUAAAUUGGCUUGCAGGCAGCAAAAAUACAGGCCCAACAUCAAAGUCUACUGCAAAAUUGUUCAUAUACUGUCCAGAGGACGAAUGUUCGACCAAACGAGGACAUACUUGUACGAGCUUGUCGGAUUUUGCCAGAAUAAGAACGCUGGUUCCGUGAUUUGGGAUGAAUUAGUAAGGGUUUACAGAGAAUUCUCAUUCUCGGGAACUGUUUUCGAUAUGAUUCUGAAGGCGUAUGCUAAAAAGGGUUUGACGAAGAAUGCCUUGUAUGUGUUUGACAAUAUGGGCAAAUGCGGUCGCGUGCCGAGCUUGCAGUCGUGUAAUAGUUUGCUGAGUAGUUUGGUUAGAAAUGGCGAAUUACACAGUGUUUUUUGUGUGUAUGAUCAGAUGAUUAGAGUGGGGAUUGUUCCUGAUGUAUAUACAUGUACAAUAAUGGUGGAUGCUUACUGUAAAGAUGGUAGGCUUGGUAAAGCUAAUGAAUUAUUGAACGAAAUGAAGGAUUUGGGCUUUGAACCAAAUGUGGUUACUUACCAUUGCUUGAUCAAUGGAUACAUCAAGUUAGGGGAUGUAAAAGGGGUUGAAGGAGUGGUGGAGUUGAUGAAUCAAAGAGGGAUUCUAAUCAAUUCGGUUACAUACACAUUGUUGAUUAAGAUUUACUGUAAACUGUGUAAAUUGGACAAAGCAGAGAGGGUGCUUCAGUCCAUGAAGCAGAUGUCAUCACUAAUGGUGGAUGAGCAUGCUUACGGUGUUCUAAUUGAUGGGUACUGUCGAAAUGGAAGAAUGGGUGAUGCCUUGAGAAUUAAGGAUGAGAUGAUGGGGUUAGGACUGAGCAUGAAUUUGGUUAUUUGCAAUUCCAUGAUCAAUGGGUACUGCAAACUUGGUCGAGUUCAUGAAGCAGAGGAACUGGUGACAAGUAUGUUCAGAUGGAAGCUGAAGCCUGAUUCUUAUACCUAUAAUACUCUUCUAGAUGGUUAUUGUAGAAAGGGUGAUACAACCGAGGCUUUCAACAUAUAUGACAAAAUGCUAGAAGAAUGUAUUAAACCAACUGUUUUAACUUAUAACACUCUCCUGAUAGGGUUAUUCCGAAAAGGUGCUUUUGACGAUGCUUUGAAUCUUUGGCAGUUGAUGCUAGAAAGAGGGGUCAUCCCAAAUGAGGUUAGCUAUGGCAUUAUACUUGAUAUGCUUUUUAAGAUUGAGAAUUUUGAAGCCGCGUUAGUGUUGUGGAAACAUGCUUUAGCCAGAGGCUUUGCCACUAGGGUCACUUUCAAUACAAUGGUUAAUGGACUCUUCAAGAUGGGUAAAAUGGUUGAAGCAGAGGAGGUUCUUCACAAGAUGGAAGAGAUGGGAUUUUCUUGAUGGCAUAUCAUAUGGGGCCUUAGAUGGUGGACAUGAUAAAGCUAAGCAAAUGUUAAAUGUACUUGCUGUGUCACUGGACUUGGAUCUUAUGCAAUAGGGCUUCUGUUCUGGAUUUUGGUUUUUCAAGGAAGUUGCAUAGCUUACCUAUGGUGUACGGGCUCACCUGAUUGAUUCCCACCCAGAGCAUAACAAAUAAAGUAAUCUGAGCUGGCCCCAGGGAAGAACCCCAUUAUUGGGAACAAAUCCCUGAUGCUGUGGUUCAUGGGGAACCUAGGCUGCAUCAGCUGGCUUUGGACCUGUUGGAUUGGACCAGAGGUCAGGCAGGGCUAGCCCGGAACAUGAUGGCAGAACUGAGCACUGGUUUGGACUUGUUGGAUUGGAACAGUGGUUUUCGGGAGUGCUAGCCUGGGACAUGAGGGAGAAAUAUGCUUCAAAGCGUGUCCUGUGUUGUGAGUUCUUCCAGGAUUGAAUGUCCAAACAAUGAAGAUGCCGUUGCAAAAGUUCUAUUUGAAGCAUCAGAAGUGGAAACAGAGAUGCCACACCUUGCUAGAAUGAGUACCAUGAGAUAAUUUUCCUGAAUUACAGCUGAGCCCUAGGAUUAACAGUUUAUCUUUUGUAGUUCGCCCAUUUAUUGUGACCAUCUUCUGCGUGUAAUACUAAUAGUUUUCAUAACCUUUGCUUCUGAUUGCAGAAGCUAUGACUAUGAUCAGUUAUCAUACUCUCUCAGGAUAGUUCUGUCUCUGAGAUGUAAACGUUUUUGUAAUGUAAAGUUGUAAUAAAACAGUUUUCUGUCCUUUUAGGUAUUUAGAUGCGAUGUCGCCUGACAAUUCAAGUUCAUCCAUGAAAUCUCCUGUUAUGACUUGUCUACCUGAUAAUGUUGGAAGUUAUUAAUCAUUCGGAGAGAUUCCUGCACAUUUGAUAUUGGAGUUUCAUUUUCCUCCCAGUGCUCUAUUUUGACUCAACCACACCCUGCUGGAAAUGCAUUCAUCCGAUAGUGGACAGUGUCUGGAUGUCUUCGAACUUAGAGCUUCGGUAUUGGAUUAAUGGGCUAUGUCGACAGCUGUGUAUUGGGCUAUUAGCAACUCUUUCUAUGUGCUUUUAUGUGUACAUUGAUGGCAUAAAUGAUGUUUCAUAGAUUUCUCUGAAGCAGGAGAUCCUUGACGAAUCCCAUUUCCCUCUGCUGCUGCUUGUAGCUGCUUUCUUCUGCUGGUUUCCUUUCCCAAUUUUGAAUCUGUACUAUUGUUUCUAACUGCAGUUCCUCUUAUUUAUUUAUAAUGAAUGUGGGCUCUCUCUCUCUCUCUCUCUCUCUCUGACUUCUGUUUCUUGUGUCCUCUCUGGAUAUUUAUGUCCAGAAUUUUUACAAGCGUGCAAAUUUAUUGAACAACAAACACCUUCACCAUUGUUGUGAACUUGACUGAAGUACUAAAUACUAAACAGCUGACCAAAAUUGAACUGGAUUUCCAAAUGAAAGGUCUCAGAUUGAGACACUAUUGGGAAUUCCCCGGCCCGUGAGACCAACUCCACUGGUUGGAAUUAGUAAAGUGUAAG